AUGCUGCGUGUGUUCAUUCUAUGUGCUGAGCACCUACAAACACCGGACAACGACAUCAGUGAUGCCUACUGCAGUGUCACCUAUGAAGGGUCCAAGAAGAAGACAAAGGUCAUCAAAAAUAACCCCAACCCUGUUUGGAAUGAGGGAUUUGAAUGGGAUCUAAAGGGGAUUCCUCUGGACUCCGGAGCAGAAAUUCACUGUGUUGUCAAAGACCAUGAGAAGAUGGGAAGAAACAGGUUUCUUGGGGAAUGCCGACUGUCUCUCCGAGAUGUCCUCAACUCUCCCAACUUAGCUGCCUCCUUCACCAUCUCUCUGGUGGACACCAAGAGGAACAACACGGGGGCUACACUGACCCUGCAGGUUUCCUACAUCCCUCCUCCGGGUUCAGCUCCGAUCUACCACCCGCCUCCCCAGCAAGAUUCCAUGUCCCAUAACAACCCCAAUGUGGAGCUUGACACCGUCACAACAGUGAUUUCUCUGGAUACUUUGGGUGAGGAAGAUACAGAAAGUAUGAUUAUGGUGGAGGCCAUAGAGGACCAGGGACCUGAUGAUGGACGCUCCUCCAUGGUGAUUGUAGGCCCUCAGGGGCCCCCCGGCCGGGAGUCUCCUACUGCUCAGACCCCUAAGCGCUCACCACCGUCCUACCACACCCAUGGAGGGCUGAAGAGACGGAGGAGAGGAGCCGGUGGUCGGCCCAAAGAGCUGCCAAACAAACCUCAGGACAUACAGAUUCGUGUGCGGGUCAUCGAGGCUCGACAGUUGCCAGGCAUCAACAUCAAACCUGUUGUAAAGUUGGCAGUAUCCGGGCAAACCAAGCGGACUCGCAUUAGAAAGGGCAACAACCCAGUCUUUGAUGAGACGUUCUUCUUGAACUUCUUUGAGACCCCUUCAGACCUGUUUGACGAACCACUCUUCAUCACUGUGUGUGAUUCUCGCUCUCUGAGAACUGACGCUGUGAUCGGCGAAUUUAAGCUGGAUGUUGGUACUGUGUACAAUGAGCACAGACAUUGCUUCUUGAGGAAAUGGUUGCUGCUGUGUGACCCCGAUGAUCUCUCCGCUGGCGUGCGAGGGUACCUGAAGGUCAGCUUGUUUGUCUUGGCUGCUGGAGACGAGCCACCGGCUGACAAACGGGAGUGUGUGGAGGAAAAGGAGGACAUAGAAGGAAACCUGCUGAGGCCGGCUGGUCUUUCUCUGAGAGGAGCUGUUUUCACACUGCGGAUCUUCAGAGCUGAAGACCUGCCACAGAUGGACGACGCUUUCAUGGAUGGGAUGAGGCAGAUUCUGGGCUUUGACACAAACAGGAAGAAUUUGGUGGAUCCAAUGGUGGAGAUCCACUUUGCUGGCAAAACGGUCUGCACAAAAAUCCUGGAGAAAAAUGCCAAUCCACAAUGGAACCAGAGCCUGGCGCUUCCAAUUAGAUUUCCCUCCAUGUGUGAGAAGAUGAGGGUCAGAAUUGUGGACUGGGACAGAGCCAGUCACAAUGAUGUCAUAGGCACUACCCACCUCUGUAUGUCGACAAUCUCUGCUCCUGGAGGGGAGAUAGAUGAUGACUUGACUCCUCGGACCGUCCACUCUGGCAUUGAUGACAGUCUUGGUUUUCUUCCAACCUUUGGCCCAUGUUUUGUCAACCUGUACGGCAGCCUCAGAGAAUUCACCGCAUUCAACGACCCACAUGAGACACUAAACCUGGGAAAAGGUGAGGGCGUGGCAUACAGAGGGAGAGUUCUACUGGAACUAACCACAAAACUGGUGGACAAGCCAGAGCAGAGAACUGAAGACAUACCAUCAGAUGACCUUUUGGUUGUGGAGAAGUUUCUCAGGAAAAGGAAGUUCUCCCUAUUUGUGGCGUUUUACUCGGCCACGCUCCUUCAGGACGUCGAUGAUGCCAUUCAGUUUGAGGUCAGCAUCGGUAACUAUGGCAACAAGUUUGACUACACCUGCCUCCCGUUGGCCUCCACCACGCAGUUCAGCAGGGCUGUGUUUGAUGGUUGCCACUACUACUACCUUCCCUGGGGAAAUAUUAAGCCAGUGGUGGUUUUGGCUUCAGAGUGGGAGGAUAUUCGACCGAGGAUUGAGGCUCUCAACAUGCUGCUGGAUAUCGUGGACAGACUGGAGUCAAACUUGCAGCGCGUGCAGCUUGAGGUGAAGUCAGGCGGCGACAUGGAGGCGGUGGAGCUCAAAGUGGUGGAAAUGUUGGACCAGCUCAUCACAGACUGCAGUGAGGAUUUACCUGCCAUCGAUCACUGGCAGUGUGCCACGCCCCUGGAUCGGUCGUUGAGGCACAUUCGAACUCUCCACCUACAGCAGAUCGUUGCUGCGGCUCAAGCACUCAAACACGGGCCCGAAACAGACCUGUCCACAGUGUUGGAGCAGGCUGAAGACUGGGCCAACAGACUCAAGCUUCUCACCGAGGAGCCCCAAAACAGUCUUCCAGACAUUGUGAUAUGGAUGCUGCAGGGUGACCGCAGGGUGGCGUACCACCGCAUCCCGGCACACACCGUGCUCUUCUCCCAGCAGUACUGUGGGAAACACUGUGGACAGCUGCAGACCGUCUUUCUGAAAUACCCGCAAAGCAGCGGAGCAGAAGCCAAACUUCCCGGUCAGCUGAGGGUCAAAGUGUGGUUUGGGCUGGCUGUCGAUGUCAAACACUUCAACCAGUAUGCUGAAGGAAAACUGUCCGUGUUUGCAGAAACAUAUGAGAACCAGACUCGCCUUGCUUUGGUGGGCAGCUGGGGUACGACGGGUUUAACCUAUCCAAAAUUCAGUGAUGUCACCGGUCGAGUGAAGCUGCCCAAAGAGAGCUUCAAGCCUUCACCGGGCUGGACUUGGGCUGGAGAAUGGUUCAUAAGCCCAGAGAGGACACUGCUUUUUGAUGUGGACGCUGGUCACAUGACCUUCACAGAGGAAGUGUUUGAAAACCAGAUGAGGUUGCCGGGCGGACAGUGGAUCGGCAUGCCAGAAGGAUACACUGAUGUGAAUGGGGAGAAAGCUAUGCCAAAGGAUGAGGUGGAAUGUCCUCCUGGUUGGGUUUGGGAGGAGGUGGAGUGGAGUGAGGAUCUCAACAGGGCCGUGGACGAUCAAGGCAAGCACACAAAUGCAUUCAAAUCCUGUGCUUGUACGUUUGUGUGCUCAGGCUGGGAGUAUGGCAUCACUAUUCCCCCCGAUCGCCGUCCUAAGUCAUGGGUGCCGGCAGAGAAGAUGUACCACACCAACCGCCGAAGACGAUGGAUACGGAUGAGGAGACGAGACCAGCAGAAAAUGGAGGCUCUCAGAAAGCAGCGACCGGACGAGGCGGAGAAAGAGGGCUGGGAGUACGCCUCGCUGUUCGGCUGGAGGUUCCACCUGAAGCCCCGCAAGACAGACAGCUUCAGGAGGCGCAGGUGGAGGUGCCGCAUGGAGCCGCUGGAGAAGACGGGGCCGGCGGCCAUCUUUGCUCUGGAGUGUUCUCUGAGCAGCAUAGAGGACAAACAUGACGACAAGUCUGUCACAACAACGUUUGGAGUCAACAGACCAACCAUUUCCUGCUUCUUUGACCGCGGCACCCGCUACCAUCUGCGCUGCUACCUGUAUCAAGCCAGAGAGCUGCCGGCCAUGGACAAAGACAGCUUCUCAGACUCCUAUGCCAUUGUGUCGUUCCUCCAUCAGUCCCAGAAAACGGUGACUGUGCGGAACUCCCUCAAUCCCACCUGGGACCAGACACUAAUCUUCUAUGAGAUCGAGAUUUUUGGGGACCCCGAUGCAACAUUGGCCAAUCCUCCCAAUGUCACGGUGGAGCUCUAUGAUCAGGACACAUAUGGAGCAGAUGAGUUCAUGGGCCGCUGUGUGUGCCAGCCUUCCCUGACUCCCUCGCCCCGGCUGGCCUGGUUCCCAAUUCGCCGAGGAGACAAGAGCGCCGGCGAGUUGCUGGCCGCUUUUGAGCUCUUACGUAGAGAAAAGCCAGCAGUUCACCACAUUCCAGGACAAGAGGGAGACAUCUUCAGCGCCACACAUGUGCUAGACGAGUUGAUGUUUCCCGGAUUCCUCUCACCAAACCUGGAGCAAUGGCCAGAGGAGUCGGAUCUUCCAUACCCACCCCCCCAGAGGGAGCCAAAUGUCUUCAUGGUUCCUCAGGGGAUCAAACCUGUCCUGCAGAGAACUGCCAUUGAGAUCCUAGCGUGGGGCGUUCGAAACCUGAAGAGUUUCCAGCUGGCCAGCGUCACGUCUCCAAGUCUGCAGGUGGAGUGCGGUGGCACCUCCAUCCAGAGCUGUGUCAUCCGCAGUGUGAAGAAGAAGCCAAACUUUGACAUCAAUACACUCAUCAUUGAUGUGAGGCUACCCUUAGAAGAGCUUUACAUGCCACCAAUUGUCAUCAAAGUCAUCGACAAUCGGCAGUUUGGGCGGAAGCCGGUGGUCGGUCAGUGCACCAUCCGUUCGCUGGAGGAGUUCCGUUGCACUCCAGAAGAAGAGCAAGCUGCCCCGGAGGAGGAAGAGGAGGAAUGGAGACGAGAGACCCCCCACGUGACCUCUGGGGAGGUCUAUGUUGACAUCGACGAUGAGGUGCCACUCAUGCCCGACCAGGUAAGAAUAUCUGUGAGUUCGUGGGACUGA
Menidia menidia (Atlantic silverside) is the source of this 4587-nucleotide messenger RNA. The record is from the annotation of a GenBank genome assembly. Lineage: Eukaryota; Metazoa; Chordata; Actinopteri; Atheriniformes; Atherinopsidae.